AUGAGCGCAAUGGACCACGCCGCGGGGACCUCCCCUCGCUCCGGAAGGCUGGCAACCCCCCAUGUCUCAUCCAGGCAUGCUAGUUUUCAGUCUGCAAGUCAGGAGGACUGUACUCCUCUCCCUUCAAUCAAUGAGCGUUUGGCCUUUCUCUGUCCAUCCCGGGAGCUGCUGGAAUACUACCACAAGACGAUCGCUGACUUUGAUAGGGAGCAUGAGGAUUUGCUUAAAAGGCUGGAGAGAUACAAAGAAACGUAUGAUGAGCAGCACAAAUUGCAGUGGGAAGUACGUCAGAGAGAAGAGGAGAUUGCAGAGUUGCAAAAGGCUUUGAGUGAUAUGCAAGUCUACCUCUUCCAGGAAAGGGAACAUGUCCUUCGGCUUUACUCAGAGAAUGACCGGCUGAAAAUCAGGGAACUGGAGGACAGAAAAAAAAUUCAGUAUCUCUUGGCUUUAGUGGGAACAGACAAAGGAGAAGUUACAUAUUUUCACAAAGAGCCUCCACAUAAGGUUACUGUUCUGCAAAAACCAGCUAAAUCGGGAGUGUCACAUGAACGGAAUGACACUUCUAGAACAGGCACCAAGAGGAACACUUCAAUAUCAGCAGCAAAAGGCAAGAAACCAGAAAGUCCUGAGAGGUAUCAGAGAGAUACUCAAACACUUCUACUUCAGGUGGAGGCCCUGCAAGCUCAGAUAGAAGAACAGACCCAAUUAUCCAAAGAACAGGUUGAGGCACUCUUAGAGGACAGGCGGAUUCACAUGGAGGAAGCGCAGGUCCAGCAUCAGAGGGACCAGGACAAGAUCAAGGCUAUAACAGAUAAACUCCAUAAAACUCAAAAUCUCUUAUAUGAGAGUACUCGUGACUUUCUCCAGCUCAAAUCUGAUGCCCGAGCCAAUGAGAAAGCAUGGAUGGCAGAGAAGGACAGUCUUUUAAGGAAACUUGACAAAAACAUGCGUAUCAGCAAGGAUCCAGGAAGAGAGAAGCAGAGAGAUAUCAAGAAGACACUUCAAGCAGAUGGAGCUUCGAAACUCCACAGCCGAGAACUAAAAUCACUGCAAGAACAGCUGAUGCAGGAGCAGCGCCUAUCAAACAUGUAUCGAGAGCAAUGCAUCGCCCUGGAAGAUGAGCUAGGGAGGAUUCGUGAGGAAGGAGAUGUUGGCAGAGAACUCUUUAAGGAGCGUUCAGAAAAGAUGGCUAAGCGCCUGAAGCUGAUGACUCAGCGAUGUGAGGCCUUGGAAAAUCGUCGUAAUAUGGAAGCAGAAGGCUUCAUGAAUGACAUUAAACAGCUUCGGCAGAAGCUGAAAGAUGUAGAGAAGCAGCUUUUUAAGGUGACUCUGAAUAUGGGACCAGACCAGGAUCUUGCAAUUCUACACGAGGUCUGCCGAGGAAACAGACUAACUCAUAAAAUUCAAGGAGAACUGAAAAACUUAAAAGCAAAAAUCUUCAUCUUGGAGAAUAAAUUACGGGUCUGCUGAAGCAGAGAACUCACCUGCAAGAGCCAGCAACAUCUACACUUACUUUGGAUGCUGGGGGUGAGGGAAAUACUGAAGUGUCAUCUUCUCAUCCCCUUUCUCCCCUUUCACACAGAGGAAGCCCAUAAUAAAAGACAUAGAGUAUCUUACUUAACCCCAUGGUAUUAUAUAUCUUUUUAGCUUUAAACGUUAUCAUGGUUACAUACCAACAAAUCACAGUCAACUUUUGCCAUAGCAGCUAUUGCUGCUGAACUGUAACUGAAAUUGGGAUGGGAGAGCAGGUGCCAGUUGCUAUGUGAUAAUUGUAACUAGUGUAUUAUAAUUGCCUUCAUACCAGACAUCAGGACAUUACAAUGCUAGAAAACAGCUGAAAACUUCAGCCUAAUUUAUAGUUGUGGGUAUUGAUGGCUUUUACUGUAGUACUAGCAAAUCUUGUCCACCUCAUAGAUUGGGCAGAUCUGUGUUGGGAAAGGGAUUUCAGUGCCUCUUUCUACUGUUAAAUGUGACAGAAGCAAAAUAAUAUCUAAAGUAUACACCUAUAGGCUACUAGCACUUCCUUUCUUGUAGAGAAGAACUUAGUGUGUGACAGCAGACAGUUUCUUCUGGAUGUGGUAAUGCCACAGAGAUCCUCCUUCAGCAUCUGGGAGAGGCACAUGUGAAAAAGAUGUUCUUGUGCUCUCAGGAUUUGGAGAAAGAAUUGGUUUUAUAACACCAGCUAAAGCAUUUGCAGGAAGGGAAAUUUCCUUAAGAAGUCAUGGCCCACGUUGUGUAUCCUUUUUCUGACAAGUUUGCUGUCCUGUAUGGUCCUAUGCUGUGGCAUACAUUUUUGUAUGUGUUCUUGAGCUCAAAUUCAUCACAGACUGAUGUGGCUGAUAGUCUGUACCUGGAUGCUCAGAUACUACUACAGCUUACGAGAGGCUGUUUUAAAGUGUGUUGCACUGAUUGGUUUAGCUGAAAAUGCUGAACUGUUCAGAAACUGAUUCAUGAACAUCUUGGGUGCCAAUGCUAUGUGGACAGUAGAGGAGGUUUAUUAAAUAAUGCUACCCAUCACUUAGUCUCGCUAUUUGUUGACUAGUAGUUUCUCAGAUAGGUCUAGCUAAUUGAAGUGAGUUUCUGAAAUACCUUGCUAUUGGUUUGAAGAUAAGAUAUCAAAGUCAUCCCAGGUCCUGGGAGGCUACUUCUGAAAAUUGCUACUUAAGGAAGUAUGAGCCACUUACUCAGCAGGGUCAGCUAGUGGGAAGCUAGCAAGAAGUUCUCUUGAUCCUAUAGAAAUAAAUGUGUUUGUGUUUAUUUUCAACUUUUCCUGGCUAAAGAGUUGCCUAUGAAAUGACAUCUUCCUCAUUUGAAAGCCACAAAGCAUAGGUAAAGGCUGUAGGCUGACAUUCAGGUUUGUAAGACUGGGAGGAAGUAUUGGGGAAAGAAGGAUUUAAAUGUUGAAUUUCCUGUGUCCCUCACCCGGUAUUCCUUAUUAAUUGGAAGACUGAACAGAAUAAAACAAUGUUUCUAAUA
This is a messenger RNA of Melopsittacus undulatus (budgerigar), 2976 nucleotides long. RefSeq names its product coiled-coil domain containing 77 (gene CCDC77). Bases 1 to 1470 code for a protein of 489 amino acids. The record is from RefSeq and is a predicted model, not a curated record. The transcript is spliced from 12 exons. Lineage: Eukaryota; Metazoa; Chordata; Aves; Psittaciformes; Psittaculidae. Gene Ontology annotation, cellular component: centrosome.